This is a messenger RNA of Pediculus humanus corporis (human body louse), 240 nucleotides long. RefSeq lists its product as uncharacterized. The transcript is spliced from 3 exons. The record is from RefSeq and is a predicted model, not a curated record. Bases 1 to 240 code for a protein of 79 amino acids. Lineage: Eukaryota; Metazoa; Arthropoda; Insecta; Psocodea; Pediculidae.
AUGUUUUUUUCAGGUCUCAUUUCUGUUUGCACGGCAAGUACAAGACCAAUAGGAAAAUCCGAACGUUCCGAUACACCAAGUUCGAUAUUAUCAUCCGACAGCGAUAUAAGAUUUACAAGAAAAUUAGGGGGUCAAUAUAGGUGCGGUUGUUGCAUAAUAGCAGGAUUUUUAUUAUUUCUACUAGUAGCCGCACUAUCAUUUUAUUUAGCAUACGAUUAUGAAAUAAACGAUGAGCAUUAA